AUGCUAUCACGCUGCUAUGGGAUAUUUAUCUUGUGUAUCGCCACGGUAGCCGAAGCAUCAUUUUCACCGGUGGGGAGAUGGUGUUCUAUUUGGUUCACGCUAAGUAGCGUUAGCGUGCUACUCACCUUACCGGAGAUCACACACCAAUGGUCGCUCUUAGGACUGAAUCUCUGGUCGAAUCACGCAGGGGAUAAGCCGACGUCUAACGAGAUCUUCGAACGUGACGCGACUCGAUUUUCCAGGGUAAAUACUGCAAGUAAUUCUACAUUGAAAAAAUUGCUGAACUUCUUUCCCGUUCCGGUCGAGGAAGAGUGCCUGUCCGAGGACAAACGACGUCAGGGAAUAUGCAUGAACACAUAUGAGUGCCGUAUUCAGCGCGGGCAAUCUCACGGACCGUGCGCGCUCGGUUUUGGCGUGUGCUGCAUAUUCACGGCAAGCUGCGACAAUGAGGUACAGAAUAAUCUGACCUACGUGACCAGUCCUGGUUUUCCCAACCUCAUCGACCGGCCUAUGAACUGCUCAGUGCUUGUACGGAAAAUCGAUACGGAGGUCAGCCAGUUGAGGAUCGACUUCGUCCAUUUCAACAUUGGUCAGCCAAACGCUUUGACUGGCGUGUGCGACGGCGAUGUUAUGGUAAUUAACAAUAACAGGACGUCUUUCGAACUAUGUGGAUGGAACAGCGGGCAACACGUGUACGUGGACGUGGGCGAAGGCAACGAACCAAUCACUUUAAACUUCCGGCUGCCAAGCGGACUGCAGUCGCGAAUGUGGGAGAUGCGGGUGAUGCAGCUGGGUUUCGAGCAACGUGCACCGGUCGGAUGUCUCCAAUACUUUCACUCACUCAACGGCACACUGAGGACAUUUAAUUAUCUCCCGAACGGCAGAUACCUCGCCGAACGCGAUUACCUAUUAUGCGUACGUCAGGAGAGAGACAUGUGCGGUAUUUCUUAUCAGCCUUGCACGCGAGACUCUUUUCGGAUAGGUCCUAAUAGGUCUCAAGAUCUGUCCAAUACGACCAAUAACACGGUUCCCGCAAUGAUCGCUGCGAACAGCGGAAAUGCCUCUGCGGCUGCCAAUCUAAACGUCGCUUCUGUAAACGGUUCCGGUAUGGACAUUGUCGAGGGAUCGGGAGCAGGAUUAUCUGAACAGGAGAUGACUUUUAUUUCCAACACGAAUUCGGUACCUUCCUUCGGAAGACGGUGCAGAGACAGGAUACUUAUUCCUUGUGAUUUCGAGGAAUUUAUUACGCCGGGAAACAACAUGGCAGGUAUCUGCAAUUUAGAGCGUUGCGGCAGUUCGUUGUGCGGCCGAAACGAACUCGACGCAGAGGGUAACUGCCGAGUCGAGACUUGGACUACUCCCUUUCGCAUAAGGGUAGCGUUUGGUCCGGGUAUUAACAUGGACGGCACGUUGGAAGACAAUGCCGGCAUGUGUCUCACGUACCAACAGUUAGCUUGUAUAGCCUGAGCGUUAUAAUUAUCCCACGCUUCGCAAGGUGCAUAAAGCGCGUAGCGGUACGCUAGACGAUCUAUUAAUGCGGAGACAACUGUCCAACAGAAGAAGGAAGCGUCAUCGACUG
This is a messenger RNA of Cyphomyrmex costatus, 1579 nucleotides long. RefSeq lists its product as uncharacterized. The coding region runs from base 1 to 1467 and encodes 488 amino acids. The transcript is spliced from 7 exons. Lineage: Eukaryota; Metazoa; Arthropoda; Insecta; Hymenoptera; Formicidae. The record is from RefSeq and is a predicted model, not a curated record.